This is a messenger RNA of Rubroshorea leprosula, 1479 nucleotides long. Lineage: Eukaryota; Viridiplantae; Streptophyta; Magnoliopsida; Malvales; Dipterocarpaceae. The record is from the annotation of a GenBank genome assembly.
ACAAAUCCUCUGUUCAUACAUUCAGAGGCGUCUGGAGCCAUGCCACCGAGAAAAAGCAAAGAUAAAGAGGUUCAGCCAGCCCAGGCUGAACAUGCAUAUGACAGUCUAGUUUACUCAGAGGGUGAGAAUGAUCCAGUUGUUCCUCCUUUCUUAUCACCCUUCGUGGAGCGAUCUUAUGGUAAUCCAAUUUUCAAGGAAAGGGAUGCAGACCGUAGAGAUGACUUUGCUGAAUCAAGUAAUGUGUUUAGAAGUAUGACUGAACGUCUGGAUUUAGUAUUCAAAGAACAAAACCAGGCUAUGCGGAGACUUGUUGACAGUCAAGCAGAAUCCUCCAAACGUCAGGAAAAAACACUACAGGCUGUUUCAAAACAAGUGGUUGAGCAAGUGCGACAACCCAGACCUGAGAUCCUUCCUCCAGUCGUUCAAAUGGCCAAACAAAUUCAGGAAGCCCCAAUCCCAGCACUCGGGGGGCAAGGGAAUCAGCCUCAUCCCAAUAUUCAACAGCAGAAUUUCUUCAUGGGUGAAGGACAAAGACAACAUGAACCAAUGGAGACUGCUGCUCCUGUUGCAGACCAUGGCCAUCAACCUCAGUAUAGACAAAGCGAAGGAAACAUGGGAGUGGAUGCAGAUCCUUUUCCAGCUGUGUCUGUGGGCGUGAAUGUUGCAGACCUCAAGAGUGUUGCCAGAAAUCGUAGUCUGCCUUAUGCUCAAAGGAACCUUGCUGCAGAAGACUUAAGGUGGGUUCUUAAGGCGCAGAGAUCCAGACAUAGCAGGAGCGUCAGGUCAGACCAGCAGAGGCUCGGGGGGCAAGAAAGGAUCACUGUGACCAGGAACUUCAGUCCAGAAGGUGUCAGACGUUAUUCAACUGGUACUAGAUCUCCAAGGAUGGUCAAACUGCCACUCAGGUCACCUUUGAGAUGGUGGGAGAAAAUUAGUCAUCCCAAGUUUCCAGCCCAAAAUCCCAGAACCUUGAGGCGCAGACUGCAGCGCAAAAGGGCUGAAGAACGAAAAAGGCAACAAAAGCAGGUGGAGGCUGAGGGAAGUUCAUCUCGCAGACCACGCCAACCUACCAAAAGGAAUAUGGUCUGGGUGAGAAAAGAGAAAAAGGAGGCUGUAACCCAGACUCUACAGAAGGAAGAUGACCAAUCUUCAGCUUCUCCAAAGGUGGCGUCUAUCAUUGUGAGUCCAGACGAAGUUUUGAAAGCAACUUUUGAAGCACCAGAACAGUCUAGGAAUCGUGGAUCUGAAUCAAAAGAAGAUGGCACUAUUCAUUUUGAGGAAUUCUCAGUGAAUUUGUCAUGUUUGGUGCUGACAUUACCCUUGGUUUUCCAAGCCAAGAAGGAGGAGGAACCAAUCGUCUGUGAGUUCCCAUAAUAGACAGAAGAAGAGGUAAUUGUUGUUCCAGCUCAGGAUGAUGAAGAGGAGGACAUGGCUGACAAAAUUGUGUUUGAAAAACCAGAAGAAAAGAUGGCCAGACAC